AUGCCAGCGGGCUCGAUGAUGGCCGGCAGAGAUGCACUGUUGAGCGACAUCAGGAAGGGAUCUAGGCUGAAGAAAGCAGUAACCAAUGACCGCAGUGCGCCGUCAAUCGGCGGGGGCGGCCGAGUGGAAAGCAGUGGCUCUGUUGGCGGCAGCGCGCCGUCUCUGCCGUCGGGCGCGGCCAGCGGGCUGCCCAUGGGGCCACAGCUAGGGGAUAUUCUGGCCGGGGGGAUCCCUAAGUUGAAGCCUGUCGGCGAGCCGGUGCGAGCGCUACAGGUGCCACCCAACGCGUCCGCGGGCGCGCCGCCGGUGCCCAGUGUGCGGCCGCCAGUGCGGAAGCACGCUGGCGGAUCUCCAGAGGGCGCGCGAGCGCCUGUCUCACCGGUCGCGCCGAAACUGCCGGAAACCGGCGCGCCGCCGGUCCCCAGCGCGAGGCCGCCGCAGCAUGGAGGGGAUGGCGCUCUCCCUGUAGGGGCGCCGCGGCUGCCAGCCUUCGGCGCUCCACCGGUGCCGGGUGCCGGGCCAGCCCGUCCAGAUGCCGGUAGCACCCCACCAGGAGGUGCUCCGAACUUGCCGAAUAUAAGCCCUCCGCCGGUCCCUGGUGCCCCGCCUCCAGUGGGGGCCCCCAAGCUUCCCGAGGCGGGCCCUCCGCCAGUCCCUGGCGUUGCUCCUCCGGUCCCCUCCAUCGCCCCUCCGCCGCCCUCCGCUGCUGCACCGCCGCCUACAGCGGCGCCUCCGAUCCCAGCAGCUCCUCCUCCGCCAUUGGCGCCCCAGAUGCCCGCGGCAGCGCAGUCUGCACCUCCGCCGGCCCCUCCGCCGCCUCCACCUCCUCCACCUCCGGCUGUCAAGGCACCGGUAGCACCACCAAUCUCGCCGCCGGCGGCGCAGCAACCACCAAGCAUUAUUCCACCUGCAUCGGGGGGGCUGCCAUUCCUUGCAGAGAUUCAGAAAAAGCGUGAUGACCGCUUUGUGGUGGAUGGCGGUUCAAACUACACGACACAAUCUUCUGCACAAAGUCAUGAACCUGUAAAGCCACAGAUAACAUCUCUUCGCGACCACUCACAGCAACCCCCACCGCAUCUACCUACAUCCGCUGCCCCACCAUUGCCACAGAUGGCUGCACCCGCGCCCCCAAUCCCUAGCUUUGCCGCUCCUCAGAUUCCUCAAGUGCAGUUGCCGGCGGCACACCAACCGGCUGACACAGUUGCCGAGGGAACGAGCACGACCCACAGUGAGCAUCCGUUCCUUUCGGAGAUGCAGAGGCGUUUGGACGCUACCUCAUUGGCAGGGAGCAGUCCCUCCCGCUCCACAGCCGAGAGAUAUGAAACCGCUGACACUCCGGCAUCUUCCGCAGGUGAUGCAGCAAUUCCACUGGGGCGCCCUCAUGUGAAGCAACAGCCAGAUCGGACCUUCUCGCCUCCCCAGCAUAUUCCGCCAGCUGCCGUACCGCCGCCACCGCCUUCUAUUCCGCCCCCAGUACUGGACGAACGGCCACCCGAGAUGAUCGCCAAGGCGCCGCCUCCCCCUCCUCCGCCUCAGGCUGAAGGGGCAUUUCCGCCUCCGGCAAGCGUGCCUUCCCAUAGACAGCGCCUCUUCUCGAGCGCGGGCGGCACCUCAGGGUCCUCCAGCCAGGUCCCUGUCCGGGAGUCCAGCAUUGACACCUUCACUAUUAGUAAUAGAGUGUCCACCGGAGAUGCCGUGUCGCGGCAGCCCAUCUGCAUUGAUGACACCAGGUUUAAGUUCAGCAAUGCUGGUGGCAUCCCCAAGCCAAGGGUCUUCCAGAACAAAACAAAACUGUACCCCAGCGGUAGAGGCAGCAGCGUUCCGUUAGAUUUAAGUUUAUAUUCCUAA
Eremothecium gossypii ATCC 10895 is the source of this 1848-nucleotide messenger RNA. It is a transcript of the gene VRP1, whose product is annotated as Vrp1p. The coding region runs from base 1 to 1848 and encodes 615 amino acids. The transcript has a single exon. Gene Ontology annotation, molecular function: actin binding. NCBI's taxonomy places the organism in Eukaryota, Fungi, Ascomycota, Saccharomycetes, Saccharomycetales, Saccharomycetaceae. The record is from RefSeq and is marked provisional.